Messenger RNA from Thalassophryne amazonica, 3163 nucleotides. RefSeq names its product oxysterol-binding protein-related protein 3-like. Gene Ontology annotation, molecular function: cholesterol binding. The record is from RefSeq and is a predicted model, not a curated record. NCBI's taxonomy places the organism in Eukaryota, Metazoa, Chordata, Actinopteri, Batrachoidiformes, Batrachoididae. Gene Ontology annotation, cellular component: cytosol; intracellular membrane-bounded organelle; plasma membrane. Bases 123 to 2621 code for a protein of 832 amino acids. The transcript has 23 exons.
AAAAAAAAAAAAAAAAAAAAAAAGGUAAAACAGUUUGACACUGUUUUUUUUACUUACGAGGAGAGCUGCUACAGCGUUUGCUUGCGAUUGAAACAAAGGCGACUGUGCACAGAAAGGAGACGAUGACAUCAUCAUCACCCACUCACAGUGACAGUAGCGCUUCUUCUAAGCAUGACGGUAACCAGGACAGCUGGGAGAUUGUGGAGGGGCUUCGGGGGGUUCCUGCCACCAUGCAGGAGCCUGACAGACAGAAAGGCUUUCUACUCAAGAAGAGGAAGUGGCCCAUGAAGGGCUGGCAUAAGAGAUACUUUGUGUUGGAGAAAGGCAUCAUGAAGUACGCCAAGCGUGAAUCCGAUUUGCAGAAGGGAAAGCUUCAUGGCUGCAUUGAUGUUGGCCUCUCCGUCAUGUCGAUCAAGAAGAAAGCAAUGUGCAUCGACUUGGACACGGAGGACAACAUCUACCACCUGAAGGUGAAGUCUCCGGAGCUGUUUGAACAAUGGGUUUCAAAGCUGCGUCAUCACCGCUUGUUUCGGCAGAAUGAAAUCGCCGCGUACCCCCAAGAAAGGCAUCUCAUCCACCCCCUCUCCUCCUCGUCCCCCUCCUUCAAUGACUCCUACAGAAAACGGGCUGCUCUUACUAAGCAGGCAUCAAUCCACCAGGCAAAGGUCAGCUCCUGGCUUCACUCCUCAGAGGACAUGGAAAAGUGCAGCAAAGACUUGCAGGAAUGCGAAUCGUAUCUGCUAGAACUCAACCUGCUUCUCAAGAGCAUGGAGGUCCUCCGCCGCACGUACUCAGCUCCAGCCAUCAGUGCGCUACAAGCACAGACUUUUGACAUCCCCAAGAAGGAGAAGAGGCCAAAGAAAUGGCUAUCCAAGAACAGCAACAAAGAGAGAAAAGCCACUUUACAGGUUCCACGCUCUGGCUCCUCCAAGUCCCCUCGUCUCCAUGCUUCAAACCCCAAUCUGUCCACUUCUGAUGUCAACAUGCAGGAGGUGUGUCCUGAAUCACUAGAUUCACCCACAGAGGUGUCCAGCUUGCAGGAGGAUUUCUAUACGCUGGCCAAUAACAUCCACGCUACACUGAAGUCGGCCUUUAGUUCCCUGUCAGUGCAGAGAGACCGGCUCAGGCACACCAUCGACCUGCAGGCCCCCCAGCCGGGGCAGGUCUUGGGUUUGAAGACUGCUUAUGCCUCAGAAUUUCCGGACAGCCCCCACUCCUUGGUCCACCAGGCGUCCAAUGAGAGCAGAGCAUCUCUUCCAGACUCGAUAUCAGAGUUCUUUGAUGCCCAGGAAUACCUUCUCUCCUCCUCCUCCUCUGAGAAUGAGGCGUCCGACGAUGACUCGUACAUCAGCGACGUCAGUGACAGCGUCUCUGUGGACACCUACAUUAACGAAGGAGGCAGUGAGAGACACAACUCCGAGAAUGUGUUGACAACAGUCGACGGCAACAUCAAGACACACAGACUAGUGAGCAGCGUGGGAGCACCGGUUCGUCGACGCACCGUGCUGCCCUCUCCCAGCCUCGCCAGCAGCGUGAGUCUGUGGUGCAUCCUGAGGAACAACAUCGGGAAGGACCUGUCCAAAGUGGCCAUGCCAGUCCAGCUCAAUGAGCCGCUCAACACCCUCCAGAGGCUGUGCGAGGAGCUGGAGUACAAUGAGCUGCUGGAUACCGCCAACCGGACAGAUAACCCUUACCAACGUAUGGUGUAUGUCGCAGCAUUUGCAAUUUCUGCCUAUGCGUCCACCUUCCAUCGAGCAGGAAGUAAGCCCUUUAACCCCGUCCUGGGAGAGACGUAUGAGUGUGACAGAGCUGACAAAGGCUUCAGGUUUAUCUCUGAGCAGGUGAGCCAUCACCCGCCUGUGUCGGCAUGUCACUGCGAUUCAAAGAACUUCACCUUUUGGCAAGAUGUUCGAUGGAAGAAUAAAUUCUGGGGGAAAUCCAUGGAAAUUGUUCCAGUGGGAACUGCUCAUAUGACACUACCUGCGUUUGAGGACCACUACGAGUGGAACAAGGUGACGUCCUGCAUCCACAACAUUCUAAGCGGACAGCGCUGGAUAGAACACUAUGGCGAGAUGACCAUUAAGAAUCUCAACAGUGAUGUUUGCCAGUGUAAAGUCACAUUCAUCAAGGUUAAAUCGUGGCUGUCCACGGUGAACGAGAUAGAGGGCGUGGUUACAGAUUCAGAUGGAAAAAUUGUCCACUCCAUAUUUGGAAAGUGGCACGAGGGAGUGUAUCAAGGCAACCCACCUUCCGCCACAUGCAUCUGGAGAGCAAACCCCAUGCCAGUGGACCAAGAUCAGUACUACGGUUUCACCCAGUUUGCAGUGGAGUUGAAUGAGUUGGAUCCUGUCCUGAGACCCUUGUUGCCUCCCACGGACACACGCUUCAGGCCGGACCAGAGACUAUUGGAGGAGGGGAACGCAGACGCAGCGGAGGCACAGAAACAGAGGAUUGAGCGCCUCCAGAGGGAGAGGAGGAAAGUGCUGCUGGACAACAAUAUGACGCACCAGCCGCGCUUUUUCAAAAAAUCGAAGGAUGACACAUGGGUGAGCACCCGUACGUACUGGGAGCAACGCCAAGACCCGGGCUUCAGUAAACUAGACUUCCCUGUGUUGUGGUGACUGAACAGCUGCACAUUACAUCUUCAUCACAAUGCUGUUUUAGGAGGAAGUGUAAAACUGAACCGAGACCUAUCUGGAAGUGACUGGUUACCCGAAAUCACUCUGUGUCAUCUAAGCUCAACCAAUAUGGACUUUCUGUUCCUCAUUCGGGACUGUGUGGACGCUGUUCAACUGUUAAAUGCAUUAUUUCAAGCAGAACUUUUUAUUAUUUUAAUCUACAAGGUGUAUUGUAUAUUGUUUCUAAUGUCUUUGCAGUGUUGAUAUUGUUGUAAUUUAUACAAUGUCUGCAUAGACAAACACUCAUUUAACUGUUCUGUUGAAUCUCACUAUUUUACCAAAGUGCCUUUUGUAGUGCAGUAUCCUGAACCCAAUCAGCAGCUGUAGCAAUAAUGCUUUUAUUGAAAAAUAUGUAUAUAUAAUGGUUGUUUAAAAAAAGGGUAGAUCAUAAAUUGGCUAUUGGAUAGAGAAGUUUUAGUGUAUCAUACUGUUGUUCGUGUGUUUAUUAAAUAGUUGUCCGCUUGAUUUGCAGUCGGCGAUCCAUC